This is a messenger RNA of Varanus komodoensis (Komodo dragon), 8845 nucleotides long. It is a transcript of the gene ZCCHC24, whose product is annotated as zinc finger CCHC-type containing 24. The record is from RefSeq and is a predicted model, not a curated record. NCBI's taxonomy places the organism in Eukaryota, Metazoa, Chordata, Lepidosauria, Squamata, Varanidae. Gene Ontology annotation, molecular function: nucleic acid binding; zinc ion binding. The transcript has 4 exons. The coding region runs from base 79 to 801 and encodes 240 amino acids.
GAGGAGGAGGAGGAGGAGGAGGAGGGCGGGCGGGAGCGGGGGCGCCGUCUCCGCGCGGGCAGCCUCGGAGGGGCAAGGAUGAGCCUGCUGUCGGCCAUCGACACCAGCGCUGCCUCCGUCUACCAGCCUGCCCAGCUGCUCAACUGGGUGUAUCUGUCCUUGCAAGACACGCACCAGGCCAGCGCCUUCGAUGCCUUCCGCCCCGAGCCCUCCUCGUCCCAGCACCCGGAGCUGAACUACGCCAGCAAGACCAGCACGGAGCUGGGCUCGUCGCUCAACUCCAGCUACCUGAACAGCUUCCUGCAGCUGCAGCGCAACGAGGCGCUGAGCACCAGCCUGUACAAGAGUGCGUCUCCCUAUGGCUCCCUCAAUAACAUAGCAGAUGGUCUGAGCUCCCUCACCGAACAUUUCUCUGACAUCUCCCUCUCAUCAGAAGCUAGGAAGCCCAGCAAGAGACCACCGCCCAACUACCUGUGCCAUCUUUGCUUCAACAAGGGACACUACAUCAAGGACUGCCCACAGGCACGCCCCAAAGGAGAAGGCCUGACCCCGUACCAGGGCAAGAAGCGCUGCUUCGGUGAAUACAAAUGUCCCAAGUGCAAGAGAAAAUGGAUGAGCGGAAACUCCUGGGCCAACAUGGGGCAAGAAUGCAUCAAAUGCCACAUUAAUGUCUAUCCUCACAAGCAGAGACCCCUGGAAAAGCCUGACGGCCUGGAUGUUUCCGAUCAGAGCAAAGAGCACCCUCAGCAUCUCUGCGAGAAGUGCAAAGUCCUUGGCUACUACUGCCGCCGUGUGCAAUAAACACCGACAGGGAUUGCCGCUGCCACCCCAGCUGGGGGUCCUCCAGCCGCACGUGGCAGUCAGAAGGAAGUGGGGAGAAGACACCAGCCAAGAACCCAGUGUGUCACCAGUAUCGCCUAUCCAUAAACUAAUAAUAUGCCUUACCUUUAAUAGAAUGUAACCCUUCUCCUGUAUAUGUGUAUAUAUGCAGGUUGUAUUUAUAGGACUAUGGUGUGUUUUGAUAUAUAUAUGUGAAGCAGAAGUGACUGAUGUAGGGCACAAAUCACCAAGCACUGUUUCCACACGGGCCGCCGGUCUCUCUUCGGGCUUUGCACGGCCACCGGCGCAAGACAGGUGCAGGCUGUGGGGCAGGUCUUGCUGGACUGCGCCUUUCAUGCUCAAGAUGGAGUCACGAAGGCGGUUUCUGUUGAUUGUUUACACAGUUCCAGUAUCCUGCCCAGGUGAAGCAGUCGUGUUUGUCGAGAGAGGUAUAUAAUGUCACGGAGAUACAGACGGAUGCUAUUAAUGGUUUCUGUAGACAGUAGAUAGAGUGGACAGUAAGUUCAAAGAGUGUUCUAGUCAAUGCCACAAGCAAUAUAUUUUUCUAAGGCAAGGAGGGCUUGAGGUAGAAAAAGAUUUAAGGAGGGGUGGGGGGUGUCCAUUUUUCUUACCUUCAGGGUUGGUCUGAGUGUUCCUUUGAAUUGCUUGCUUUCCUAGAAUGUUCCAGAGCCACUGAAAUUAGGCUUUUGGUAGGCUCUCGUUUAAUCGAAUCCGAUGGUGAUAAAGAACAAGUGGAAGAAAUGUUUGCGGGAGUGAUUUGCAUGGGAAGGUCAUGGUAGAACAGGAAGGAUCAAUCAGGAAUCAUCUUUCUUAGGCAGCAAUUGUAAGCAUGUUUACUUAGACGUAAGUGCCACUGAAACCCAAAGGUCUACAUUUGAGUAAGUGCACUUUGGAUACACUUAUUUUUGCAACAAGUUGUUGACCAAUGCUGUUCUCUUGUCGCAAUGACUUUAGCUUUUCUCCAUGUACUUGCUAUGCAAGUGGUGACUACGAUUCUUACCACCAUUCAACCCUAUCCCUAACCAGCUCUUGUAGGUAGCCAGCAGGAUAAAUGCUGCUUCUUUCUCAUCGUGGAUGGAAAGUCCGGCGUGGGACUGGGACUGAGGAGGCCUGGAUUCUAGUCCCCACUAAGCCACAAGCUCGCUGGGUGAUUUCGGGCUAGUCACGGAUGACUCUCAGCCUCACCUACCUCACAGUGAGGAGGAAAUGGGGAGGAGGAGAGCCAUGCAUUGGGGCCCUCAGAGGAAAUACAUGGGAUAUAAAUGUUUCAGGAUUCACAGCCAGACCCUCAUUCUCAUACGUGCAGUUUGGCCUUCACUGCCAUAGAGAGCAGAGACUUGCUGCUUUCUCCUACAGUGGCACGGACUUCACCAGCGGUGGGCCAGCAAUUCAGCAGUCCCACCAUCAGUUCAUACAGGUGGGAGAGGUGAAAUGCACAUACUUUCCACUAUCUAAAGACACACUGUAGCUCCUGAUCAGGAAAUUCUAUUGCAGGCUUCCAUUUCGGUAGCUCCAGAGCAGUAUCUGAGUUGUCCUCAAGCCACAUAGUGGUAUGUGCGGCCAGUGAUGAGUGAGGGCAAGGAUAGGCACUGCGUAUUGGCCCGACGUUAUGACAUUCUGGAGGGGCAUUUCGAUGUUGCAAAGAUCAUGCCCACCCUGCAGGGCUCUCUGGAAUGGAGAGGGCAUUGUUGAAAGGUGGUGCUCACCACAAAAAGCAUCCGUCACAAGCCAGGUCAACACCAGUCGGCCAUUAUUUUCUGGCUGUGGUAGGAAGGCCUUCCGUAGGAUUUGGCUGGAACUAACCAAAGUGCCCCAGACAGUUCACUCAGUGCAUGGGGUUCCUCUGUGGCAGAGUCUUUGCUGGUCUGCACAUGGGCUGUUGCGUCUGAAUUGGCCUUGAGCAUAGAACAGCGGAAAAGCGACGCAGACCUCAUGACUUGCCGGCAGCUGUGAUUUUCUUCUUUUCAGAAGUUUGCAGCAAUUGCUGUUUGCCCCCAGAGGUUAGACUCAAAGCUCCUCCUCAAGGCACACUGUACUGUAACUGAUGAGAAGGCAGCAGCCACCCAAACAAUGUUGCCCAGUUUCCAGAGGAUUGCGCCAUCGCUGGAGAAAGAUGCCCCAGUGCAGCCGCUAGGACCAGCGUGGGCAAAGGCAAAUUCACUGUGAAUAAUGGGGGAAUUGCUCCCCAAACCUUAGCUGAAAAAUUGUAUUCGCCCUCCUUAUGUCCCCUAGAUUCAAUGACACUUCCAUGGAGCAUCUGUCAAGUCUGGCUGGUAAUAAUUUCCUCUUAAAUAUACAUCUAGGUAGCCGUAAGGAUUUCAUAGGAAAGAAAAUUACUCUACAAAGCCUUCCCUUUUCCCUCUUUCUGGACGGGACUGUAUAGUUUAAGGGAACUGUAAUACUUGCCCUGAUUCUUUUAAGAGCAUUUUGAAGCAUAAACAAAUAUAUUAUUGGACUGGCUCUGAAUAAUUCUAAGAAACCAAUUUUUAUUUCUGUAUUCUGUAUUAAUUUAAGAUCAAGCAGGACUGAAGUGCUUCUGUUGGACUGACAGGUGGGAUGCCAUUUCAGAUAUGCUUCAUUUAAGAUGAACUUAAUGUGAACUUUAGGGUCUAACAUUCCUGGCAAAAUGGGGUCCUUUUUACGUCAAAUCGUUUCAGGAUGAUGCCAGGACCCUACAAAGAAUGAUGCUGUACAAUGAACUGCAAGCAUAAAACAUGCCAUAAUUGUCUCAAUCAGCAAUAACAAUGAAGAGGUGUUCACUAGGAUAACAUUGAUGCCAUUGGGAUUUGUUUGAAUUAGGACCUGAUAAGCCAAAGUGUUGCAGGAAAGGGAAAUAUUUGGCUGCCCCAUUUAUCACUGACCCCAUCCUAGAAGUCCAGCCUCCUCUUAUUCAUACACAUAAGAAGGUGCCUUUCAUCAAAAAAGACCGGCAGUAGAUUCCAGAGUCUCAAGUAUUGGAAAGGUCAUCAGACUGGGGAAGACCAGGAUCUGUUCUCUGUCUCCCAGAGUGCAGGACACAGAAUAACAGCUCAAGUUACAGGACAGAACAACAGAUUCUGGCUGGGCAUCAGGAGGAACUUCCUGACAUCCAGAGCAGUGCAGCAAGGGAAUCAAUGACCCAGGGAGGCGGUGGGCUCUCCAGCACUGGAGGUGUUCAAGAGGCAGCUUGGAGGGCCCUUCGCGAGGGAUGCUUUAACCUGGAGCUUUGUAUUGACCAUGGGGUUGGACCCAAUGGCCCUCUGCCCCCUUCCAACACUGCUAUUCUAUCAUUCUAUGAGAUAUUUUUUAUCACUGUUGAAAGGAAUGGAACCAAUUCUGGUAAGUGGGACUGAAGAUGGCCGUUUUUAAGAGUUGAGAGUGUUAUGGGAGAGGCAUCUUCUACUGUGUACACAAAUGUGUGGUUGGUUGUCUGCACAGGUCUUACUGGCCACACUGGUGUUCAAGACACUGUAAAAUUAGGGGGGAAAUGAGCACACACUGGGCAACAAAGCCUCUCUGAGGAUAUUGAAAAUUGUGUGCCUCCAGUCAUGACACCCUAUGAGAGAGCUGGAAAGGAUCAGACUUCAGUCGAGCAGCCAGCCAAAUCCAACCUGUCUGCAUCACAGUUUUUAGCAGAAAGCACACUUCUUUGUAUGUGUGUUCACAGAAACCAUGUUGCCAUACUGUUCUCAACAUGGCAGAACAUCACCCCCAAAAUGCAUACAUUUCUUUUGUUUUCCUAACGUUCAUUAAGUAGACAAGUAUUACAUGGGUUGCAGACAGUCUAAAUUUUUACAAAAGAUCUAUGGAAAUUGUCAUACAUUAAUUGAAAUAGUUGAAUCAAAUAGUUCAAAUUCAAUAGCUAGCAUGAUCUAGCAGUAAAGGGUGAGUGGAGCUCAGGACCUGGAUCCUUUGAAGAUCCUGUUAAAUACCUGAGCAAGUCAUUACGAAAUGUGUGUUUCCUCAAUCACUGUGAGAAUUGGGGGUUCUAAUUCUUCUUCAACUGAAGUUUAGGUGUUUAAAUUCAAAUGGAGUUUCUUGACAUGGUUAGAUAAAAAGCAUGACCUGCUUAAUGACCACUGGAAGUCAAUAAGUUGGACCCCACUUUAGACAUGCUUAGAGAAGACCUCCAACUAACUGAAUUCCCAUUGAUAUCAAUGGGCCUACUAUAUGACUAAGAGAUGUUCAAACCCAUUGUAACUACCAGAACAAGGGAUCCCACCUUCAAACCUUGUUUACGUGCGCAUUUAUCCUGGAAUAACAAGCCCUGAACUUUCUGUGCUUUGUUUACAUGAACAAGGAGUUCUCUGAGGCAGAAAGUAAGGAUGAAAGACAGUAUUAAAUUGCAGUAAAGAAAUAAUGCGAGCUCCUGGAUUAUUAGAGGAUAUUGAGUCACUUUCCGUUUCAUUGCCAGAUCAGCAACUGAAAAGAAAGGCAUGGCUGUUACGUUGGGCAUGCAGAGGUAGGCAAUGGCUCUUGAAAACUUGGACUUUGACGUGAAUUACGUUUCAUUCUUGGGAGGAGGAAAUGAGUACGCUAAGGCAUAGGCAUAGUAUCACUCCUUGAGCACUUAAGAAUGUUUGCAAUAAUCACUCUGAUUCUAGAAAACUAAUUGGAAAAAUGAAGAAAUCUGUAAGAGUAUAACUGGGAGAAGUGGUCCCCAUAUUCUUCUAUAGAACCCUGCAUAUAGCAAUCGAUCUCUCUUUAAAAAAAAACAAAACUAGUCGCUGAAUAACUCUUUAGUGACAUUACAGUACAACCUCUUACAAAUAAUGCCAAAAACGGUUUGCCAACAAGACAGCUAGAAGAUCUGGAAGUUAUUUUAUCGACGUGUGUUCAAAAUCAGGGUCACUUUGCACACUUCAUUUCAUAGAUGAGGCAGUAAAUUUAUACAGCUCCAUAUAUAGGGACAGAGUCUGGUGUCCAAGGAACGCCUUGUGUACCUCUGCAGUGUUUCUAAUCGUGCGUACAAAGACCUUCACGGUUUUGAUUUCUGACCUGCAAAGACGUGUGUCAUGUUGGAUGGCCACUUUGGUGCUUUUCAGAGGGCUGUUGGAGGAAGGUUCCCGGUGCCCCCAAAAAGUCCUAGUGGUGCUUCUUGGCAGUUCAUGCACAGCCAUUGAAAUCCUGGGUGUCUGACAGCUCUUGGAGAUGUGUUAUCAGUUACUUUUAUUUAGACAGAGAAAGAACCUUGGGUUUCCAGGAGAUGGGCCUAUGGCAGAAUUCUUCCAUGCCAUGGCAUCAUGCAGCACAGUUUAUUUCCUUUACUGAGAUGCAUGCAAGAAAACUUCCAUGCAGCCCAGAACCCAACCUGCCAAGUACUGCCCCUUCUGUAACCCCACUUUGCAUUCAGCCUUUUUGAGCCUAAUUACGCUUACUUGGAAGUUCCCGUGAAAUUAAAAUGUGAUUUCUGAAGAAUCGGAUUAGGGUAUUAUGAUUGUUUCAGUAUAGAAUAGCCUAUGCUAAAGAUGCUAUUAAUAUGCAUAAAAAGGUCAAAGUGAAGUACUUUUCAGUCCCAUUUAUUGAAAUGGCAGAGCUAAGCACAUAAGGGGAUGGAACUAAGUUCAUAAUAUACGCUUUCCAUAUGUAAGAUUCCAGGAUAAAUUCCUGGCAUCCUCACUUUGAAGAGGUUUUUGGAUGGAACCUGUACCAAACACCUUGGUGGGCCCGUCUGAGUGAUUAUGUUGGUCUCAUACUCUGAUUCUGAAUGUGGCAUCUCCCAAUACCUGCUGAAAUCAAUGGGAAUGCAAAGUAUUUUCAUUCUGGCUGGAUUGUACCCAGUACAUCCUUCAAGUCUGUAUUUAGGCUUCUGUGGGUAAUGCAAGAAGUCAUCCACAUGGAAACCUUGAUAAACUUUAAGCUUGGGUUAAACUUGGGUUCUAAUUCAGACUUGCUGGCUUGGGCCACACCCUGUCAUCCUUCAAGGCAGUAUUGGACCCCUUGCCAGCGCUUCCGUGCCAUUUGUUUUAUGUCUAUAAAAACCACUGCCUCUGGAAAUAAUGUCGAAUGACUGUAGCACUCAGUUCGCCGACUGAAAUCAUAGCUAUACAAAUGAAGGAUUGAAUUUUCUUAGGAUGAAUAUCAAAGGGACAAUCGUGUGCAGUUAAUAAAUGUAAUCCAUAUUAAUGUUUACCCCGCUAUGAAGUAUUUUACAGUUUUACUUGCAAAUGUGUAUUUAUCUUGAGUUAUACUUGAUAUAGAGCUCCUUUCCAUUUGUUUUGGUUUUGUUUCUUGUUUUUUUUAAUACUGUGUGUGUAUUUUGGAAAAUCUUUUUAGGUGUUUAAAAUUUUUGAAUGGUUACAAAUAUUUCUUUGUAAUACUGAAUUGUUAUCUGGAAACUCUUUGCAGUAACCUUUUUUGUAUAUAUUUGAAGGCCUUUUUAAAAAAUGCUAUUGUUUGUGCUUGUUUGGGUUUUUUAAAAGUGUUUUUACAACUCUUUUUUCAAGUUUUCAAAAAGGGCCUUGGUUGUCUACUUAGAAUACUAACAGAGCUAAGAGUUUUCUUAAGUAUUAUACAAAAUUAAGGGUGUAUCCUCAAGAAAAUAUUUAUGGAAGGAAUUUGCUUUUUCUUUUGGUUUGUUUGUUUUUUUACAAUGCUUUUGUCUGUAUAAAGUAUGCAACAGAACUACAUUAUGAAGGAAAUAUUGUCUACAUAAAAUAUUAUAUGAAAGUUGGUACAUAAUUCUGACAAGAAGAAAAAACCUUGCAAUUCUCUAAGCCAUAUUGUUGUUGUUUUUGUUUUCCUUUGGAUGAAAAUAUCAGUAUUAAGUAACCAGUAUAUUAUUCAGGUGUUUAGAACUUAUAUUAUGCUUAUUCAAUUUAUUUAUAUCUGUACUUUGGAAAGUACUGCCUUUUUAGAGAAGCUAUGACUGACUUGGUAAGAAGCUAUGCUUAUCACUUUAUGUCCUUUAGGAAGACACACUAAUGGUCCAGCCCUGAGAUGUAAGCUUAUGACGGGGCUGUAGUAUUUGCUACAUCAGCACAGGCGUAUCGCUGCAAAAGCAUUACUCUGAGGAUGUCUUCUCGUGCUAUAACAUGUUUAGGUGUAGCCCAAAGUGUUUUUUAACUUAUGCCUAAAAAUGGAAAGACUCAAUGUGACAAACCAGUAUUCGAAACCCUGCACGGCAUCGAGAUUCACCGGUUAGACGGCUGAAUUGGUUGUGGAGUGAAUUUUCCGUGAGAACUCUGGGUUUGUUGCUGUGGGCUGUGUGAAAUGGUUGGAAGGAUCAUUGUUGGUUUUCAGGAAUUCUGCAGCUUGGUUCUAUGAUGAUGAGUUUACUUGGUCCCUUCGGGGACGGUGGGGAAGGCACUGUUUUACCAAGCGAUGCUCACGGCAGUUUUGAAAGACACCACGCUCAACUCUGCAAUGCUAUGCUAGUGUUGACGCAAUGCAGUCAGUCGGUGGCCGUAACCAAGAGGGGUUCAAUAGAUGUAUGCAGUUUGUGUUUAUUUUUAUUUAGAAUGCAUAACACGAUACAAUAUGCAUGUGCACAUAUUAUACGCAUCUUACGCUUUAUGGUUUCACGUAUCUCAUUAAGAUUGCUUUGUUUGUUUUCUAAACGAUGCUAAAAUUCAAUCCUGUACUGGACUGUUAUUUCCCUUAUAAAGGUUAUUUAGAGCAGCAUUCACUACAUUGUAUAAAACUAAUUCUGAUCAUAUUAAUUUCUGCAGAUUUAGAUUAGUUUAAAGUACUUAUGAACUUUAAAAAAAGCCUAGCUGUACUCACUGACUUCUUCUCAGUUUCAGUUGUAUAAUUUUUUCUCUUCUGUAACUGACAGUUAACUUGUACAGCUUUAAAAAUAAUGAUAACCUUUCUAUGGACAUGGGCUGCAGGGUGGGGGGCAGGCUUUUCUCAGCCACCAAGAUGUCAACUGGGGAACUGGGUGUUUAAAAGACUGUCAAACCUCUGCUGUGGAUUGUCCAUAAAAUGGCAUUCCGACACGUGCCUUAUUUGCUGAAUAGUAUAUGGCUUGCCUUUAGUAUUAUCACAGUUUAAUGCUGUAUUAAAAUUCUGCAAAAAGAAAGAA